This is a messenger RNA of Parasteatoda tepidariorum (common house spider), 1078 nucleotides long. Its product is annotated as thymidine kinase, cytosolic. Gene Ontology annotation, molecular function: ATP binding; thymidine kinase activity. Lineage: Eukaryota; Metazoa; Arthropoda; Arachnida; Araneae; Theridiidae. The record is from RefSeq and is a predicted model, not a curated record. Gene Ontology annotation, biological process: thymidine metabolic process.
UCCUUCCGAAUAUUUAUUGAGGAUUAAAUGGCAUUAAAUUAUUAGUAUUUGGCGCGAAAUAUAUGUUGACAUAUUUUCGGCGGUUUUAUAAAAAGUUGUUAAGAGUUUUAAUUUUUGUAUGUUUUAUUUUUUCAAUUUAGUUUUAGAAUGUUAGAUCUAUCUAUUAAAGUUCCAAAAGUAGUAUGUCCAUCGGAUUCAAAGGGCCAUAUUCAGGUGAUAUUCGGUCCUAUGUUUUCUGGAAAAACGACAGAGUUAAUUCGUCGUCUUAAGAAGUAUGAAAUUGCUAACCAUAAGUGUCUCAUAAUUAAAUAUCCACAUGAUUCCAGAUAUGGAGAGUCAGGAAUCAAAACCCAUGACAAGCAAACACUGAAUGCUGUCCUGACUAACUCCCUCAAUGAUUUAAAAAGUGAAGCUUUGAAUCAUAGCGUUAUUGGAAUUGAUGAAGGACAAUUUUUUCCUGAUAUUGUUACAUUUUCUGAAGAAAUGGCAAACAGUGGAAAAAUUGUUAUUAUUGCUGCUUUGGAUGGAACUUAUCAAAGAAAAGGAUUUAGCAGCAUUCUUCAGUUGAUUCCUCUUGCUGAAAGCAUCAUCAAACUCAAUUCAGUCUGUAUGCUUUGUUAUGAAGAUGCAUCUUAUACAAAAAGGAUAGGAACUGAAACACAGCUUGAAAUUAUCGGUGGUAUAGAUAAAUACAUGGCAGUUUGUCGCAAUUGUUUUAAAGAUGAUGCACCCGCAGAAAGUAAAUUAGAAGAAUUGAAGAUAAAAACCACAAAUGAUUCUGAAUUGAUUGCUGAGAAAGAAAAUCAGUGUAAAUGUUAGUUAUAUGCUUGAAAUGACAUUUUAGGAUGACUCUUGUUGCACAAGACUUCUUUAUAAUUUGCACUACUCUCUAUUCUUGUUUAAAACAACUUUGAUCUAUGCUAAACUGCAUGCUAUUUUUUUAAAUUUAUCAUAGAAUUGUAUAUACACAUUCAUAAUCAUUGUGAUCAUAUUUAUGUAAAUGUUUUUAAAACGUGUGAUCUUUUAUGUCGGUGAUCUUAUAAAGUUUUAUAUCUAAUAAAUAAUUUUACAACAUUUA